CUGCAGUCUUUCUUGCGCGUUUUCUUCGACUUGGUAACGCGCAACGGUUCGAUAUACAGCGGAAUAAAUAGAAAAUCCGCGGAGAAAUUCAGCCCUCGGCUGCGAUCUUAUAGCCUCGCGGAGGUAUCGAACCGCUGCGAGACGCGGCGACUCGUUUGGGUUUAUAUUCUUGCUCGCAUGCAGCUUGCUUUGGAUGCGAUCGCGGAUCGUGAUGAUAUAAUAGAUGACGAGGGUCCGCGUACGAAAAAUUUCGUAAUCGACUUCGUAACUUUGCAGACUUUGCAUAGAUACCGAAUAAAAAGUGUACAUAUGUAUUUUUUACGUUUAGCUAUUGUAUAAUCUCGUGUGGCUAUUAAGUUUCGAGGUUGUUUACUUUUUUUCCGAAGCUUCCCGCCAAGGCCGUGCUAGACAUUAUUCAUUACGAAGGCGAAAGGAAUGGUAUAGAGUAGGCACUACAAUGGAAAGAAGCACGUAGUUUCUCCAACGCGCGGCACUCGCCGGCUACAAGCAUCAUUGAAUUUUCACUGAAUAUUUUAUAGCGUUAUCUUGGAAGCUAUAGCGCGCGAAUACACGAGGUGUAUUAAUUUCUCGAUGUCUCGGAGAAAGAAAGUUGUAUAGAAAUAAAACGCGACGGAUAAAAAAUGAAAUCGCGUACAAUGCGAUAACCUAAAAGUCCAGUCGAAUGUCCUGUAAUCCUGCGACGCAACAUCCACGUACGGCUGACGCAAUCUCGUUGCGAUUCAAAUGUAAGAAAAACAUCUUUUUCUUUUUUUGCGAAAAGAACUUCGCACUUCGCGGCGCGCCAUCUCAUUUCAACUUGCCCGUGAUCGAAGAUCGAAGGACUCAGCUUCGAGAUUUAAAUUCGCGACGCUUUCAGUUUGAGGUUAGUUGCAUCGCGCGCGAGAUCUCGUCCUUUUCGCAACAAUUUCAACGGUUUUUUUCGUAAGCUUCGAGACACCUGACGCGUUUGUUUUGUAUGUACUUCUUCCGUAGGUCCGUGUCGUUUCCUUGAGAACUGCAGCGUAGCGCGGUGAUGCGAUAACGCGCGUUUCGCGCGUUUUAAAUCGAUGCGAUAACCCCUGAUCGACCCUGCCAUUACGUAUUCAUUAUUCACGCGUAGCGCCGAAUCGAGGCUCGAUCGUGUUCCUGGCAGAGUGCGUGAUGUCCAAAUAUCUUCGGGUGUACGUGGCAUCCUCCCCAGAUGCCGAGACCCAGAGACGCACGUAGCGGGGCGAGGGAAUGGGACUUGGGAGGGAAGCAAUCAGGCAUGAUUAAUCGCGCGGCUCCCCGAGGCUCGUAUUUACGUUUUGCUUAGCGAGGCGAGCGUCUCGUGUGCGAGGACAAGGCGCGGUGCCUCAAGGAGAGAGAAACGGGAGAGAAUAAAGUUCGUGCAAUUUUUCUACAAGUCCAGUUACUCUCCGGAGAGAGAGGAAGAGAGAGAUGUCCGGUAACAUGGAACGAGACAAGAAUGAGAGGUUAAACGCGAGGAAGAUCGAAGAGGAGGAGAUGAAACGCACGCUCGCGGGUAUCGGAAUAUACGAGGAAGGAAUCACGUAUAACCAGAUGAAGGAGAUACUUGGAUUCCUCAACGAGUCCGAGGACACAUCGAACGUUGCCUUCAACAAUAGAAAUACGCAAAAAGGGGCUCAGUAUUCCGAUAACGAGUCGGAGACCAGGCCUGACGCGAACGCGCCGCAGGAGUGCACCGAGUCCAGGCCGUCGUACGCGUACAAAACGAAUCACGCGUUUCCGACAGCGCACUCCGAGCGCAAAGCCGUCCGUUACUCCAGCAGUCCGGAGUUGCCGCUGUACGAGGCGCGAAAUCCUACGUACAGGCGCAAGAGUUCGGAUAGCGACGAGCUCGCCGAGAAGCAGCAGCACGAGGGCGGCACGAACUCGGCGACACACAGUACAAAUCGGUUCUACUCGUUGAGAUCAGGAAGCUGCGCGCAGACCGGCACCUCCGAGAGGAAGACGGGUCAAGACAAGACGCAGGACGAAGUCGUGCAGAAGCUGAAGAGGUGGCGGCUGAACCCGCUCGACGUAUGCAUCGACGAAAACGAUGUGCCUUUGCGACAGCCGUGCCGGCCGUUGGCGCGGGAACGCGCACCAUUCGAGUCCUGCAAAGAGGCGAUCACGGCUGAGCAGUGCGACCAAAAAGCGCACGCCAUAAGCCAGCAUUUAAAGGAAAUGGCACUGUUGCUGCACAAUUGGCACCCCCCUGCCGAUUCGGUAUUUCAGUGGGGCUCACCCAUUCAGGUCGGCACUGCCAACGGUAGUUUGGAUAGAAACCCAUUAACAGACACUAAGACUGAACAAAUCAAAGCGGAAUGUACAUACAGAGAUAGCUACGAGCGGAGUAGUAAGCGCAAGGCGAGCACUCUCAUCGCCAGUCUGACUAAAGAGAGCUCCAGCGAGGACGAGCGCGGCGAUCCAUACGAUUUCAUUGAUGUUAAGAAGAAGAAGAGGGUUCAAUCUGAUAGCAAGUCGGGCAACGUCGAGCAUCGCGCUACCCCGCAGCGUGCCAACCACGAGAGAACAGCGUCGAACGUGGUCGCGCGCCAAGAGCACUCUCACAACGACAACAAUAAUGACGUCGAUCUCGAGGAUGGGCGCGUCGAGUAUCUGCACACUAAGAAAACAGCUGACGAAAAGAAUGAACAGUCGUCGCCCGAAUGGACCACGUACCCCAGGAGGGUAGUACCUCCGGUGCCCAAGGCACGUUUGAGCCUGCACAGACAGAGGAGAGGGAACGCCACCUCGAAACCGUCAAAGACGCGACGCGUGGACGAGAGUAAAGGUGUCGACCAGGCGAAGCACCAGAAGAAGGAUAACGCGUUGACGGAGAAGGAGAUCCGUCAGGCGGUCGAGGAAGACUGGAACAGCGAGCAGGAGGAGGAAACCGCGGCGGCGAAGGACGUGGAGAUUCGGCCACUCAAUAACGCGUCGAUAAAGCAAGAAACGCGACCUCGAUUGCGGAAGAAACGACCGUUCAACGACACGGAGACGGUCAGGGAGUCGCCGAAGCAAGAGGAGCCGGAUAAAGAGAGACGGCUGAGAGUCCACGAGGAAAAGAAGAAAAAGGAAGAAUUGUCGAGGAUAGACAACAGAAACGGAAGCUGGGAGCACCACUUACUCCCAUCCGAUGACGAUGAGGACGAGUCUGAGAUGAAUCGAAAGCCUGAUGCACAGAGCAGCGAACAGCCUGCUAACGUGUCCACCUCCUCCGACAAUAUACCCUGCCCUAUAUGCAAUAAGCUGUUCUCGCCUGACGAGAUAGAGAAUCAUGCCGCUUAUUGCGAGCAAUUCGAAGCGAAUGACGAAGGGGAAGGUAACGACGCCGGUCAAUUGGAGUGCAACGUAUGCGAUAACUACAAGACGAGCAGCGGCACCGACUACGGGCAGCACGUACACGAUUGCAUAGAAAGGAAUAGCAAGAAUGAUAAGAGGCAUGAAUCUAAGACUGUCAGUGGCGAUUCUGCGUCUACCUCGUCUUUUCGAAAUUACAAGCCAAUCAGCGAGCAGAAGGAUUCCGAGAUAGACUACUUGGGCCAGUUCCCCUCCGACGGCAAGUCCAAGUUGAGCAAUUCUGGCAGAAAGAGAAAACGUUUCUUCUCUGUUGCAGGCAGUCGUCAUACUUCAGUGCACCUGCCACUCGGCAAGAUGAAGCUUCUUACUCCGGCGUUGUGGAUUUUAUUCUUAAUUAAUGUACACUGUGAGACCAUAACCCUAAAUGGAAUCUGGGAGGGAACCAUUAGAGAUUGCAGAGGAAAAUCUGGAUGCGGUAAUGAUAUUAAUUUCAAGGCAACAGUUCCUGGAGGGAUUUACACAGAUUUGUAUCAGAACAAAGUGAUAGAUGACAAUCUGGUUGGGACGAACGAUGUCAAUAAUCGUUGGGUUGGAAAUCAAACCGUGAUUUACACGAAAAAUUUUAAUGUGACUCGCGAUUUUCUGGAAGCUCGCAGGAUAGUCUUGGUCUUUCACGGAGUCGACACGUUUGCCAGGGUCUCCUUGAACGACCAUGUAGUCGGAGAGACAUCGAACAUGUUCUUGAGAUACAUUUUCGAUGUAACAGAUUACAUCAAGGAAGGCCAGAAUCUCUUGCUGGUCUCAUGUGCUUCGGCCGUCAGGGUAGCCGAAAGUCUCUACGAGACACAAAGCAAGGAUUACAUUGUACCACCGGUGUGCGUGCCUAAGGAAUACAAUGGAGAGUGUCACGUGAAUCACAUUCGUAAGAUGCAAGCCAGUUUCUCGUGGGAUUGGGGCCCGGCUUUUCCCUCGGCCGGCAUCUGGAAGGACGUCGAGUUGAUCGCUGUAAACGAUAUAUUGAUCAACGACGUUACGGCUGACAUACGUAAGGAGAACGACGUUUGGAACGUCCUCGUUACGGUGUUCCUCGAAGUAACGCAGAGCGAGAACGAAGAACCCGCGGAAAUCAGUUGCCACGUGGCGUCCGUAUUAUACGCCUCGGAGAGCAAGAGCAUCACUAGUACUAAGGAAGUUGUGCUCAGCGCUGACAGGAAAUACGUGAACGUCAACGUCUCACUCGUUGUGCCUGCGAACGCGGUCGAGAACUGGUGGCCAAAUGGUUACGGCGAGCAACACUUGUACCAGCUCGACACUACGGUAACAACUACGUCGGAUGUCGGUGUGCUGCGCAAACGGAUCCGCGUGGGCUUUAGGACAGUGGAGCUGGUGGAAGAGCCCCUGGAGAAGGGAUUGAGCUUUUAUUUCCGCGUGAACGGCGUGCCGAUUUUCGCGAAAGGCAGUAACUUCAUUCCGGCGAGCGUCUUCCCCGAGCUGGGCGCGAAGGAGGACACCAUCAGACAUCUACUGCUGUCCUCCAAGGAGACCCACAUGAACAUGCUGAGGGUGUGGGGUGGCGGCGUCUACGAGUCCAAGCUGUUCUACGAUCUGGCCGACGAGUACGGAAUCAUGAUCUGGCAAGAUUUCAUGUUCGCCUGCGCCAUGUAUCCCACGAGCGACUCGUUCCUGAAGAGCGUGCGGGAGGAGGUGCGGCAGAGCGUUAUACGUCUGAAGAACCAUCCGAGCGUCGUGCUCUGGGCCGGCAAUAACGAGAACGAGGCGGCGCUUUACGGUAACUGGUACGGCACCGGCACCGCCGAGGUGUACAAGACGGAUUACGUGAAACUUUACGUAAAUCUGAUAAAGAGAGAAGUGGAGGAACUCGAUCCUGUAAGGCCGUUCGUCGUGUCGAGCCCGGGCAACGGAGCGAACGAGGAGACGUACAAUUACACCGGCGUAAAUCCCUAUUCAAAUCUCUACGGCGAUGUGCACUAUUAUAAUUACAUAAAUAACGGAUGGGACGUCACUCAGUAUCCGCGAACGAGGUUCUGCUCCGAGUACGGCUUUCAGGCUUGGCCGUCGAUAUACACGCUAGCGACCGCGAUAGAAAGCACGAAGGACUUCCACACGGACAGCGAGUUCGUGAGACACCGGCAACACCUGCCGCGCGGCAAUCAGUACAUGCUGCUUCUGAUCUUGCACAACUUCGCCAUACCGCGAAGCAACAACAGCAUCCGAGAUUUCGAGAAUUACGUGUAUCUCAGUCAGGUCAAUCAAGCGGUCUCUAUGAGGAUUCAAACGGAGGGGUACCGGCAAGCCAGAUCCGAGGUGAACUCCGUUGGCGAGGGCAUGACGAUGGGGGCUCUCUAUUGGCAGCUGAACGACGUUUGGCAAGCUCCUUCCUGGUCUUCCAUAGAUAUCGAAGGUCGCUGGAAAAUGCUUCACUAUUAUGCCAAAGAUUUCUUCGCACCUGUGAUCGUUACGCCGCAUUUGUCCGUUUCCAACCUGCUCACGAUAUACGUCGUAUCUGACCGGUUGGACACGUUGACUAAAUGUACAGUGGAAAUUCGUGUUUACAACUGGAGCGCCUUGACACCCGUGUUCACAAAAUCUUUCAGUGAUAUCAUAGUCGAAGCCAACGCGGCUGUAAGAGUUAGAUCGCUGUGGCUGGACUCGUUGUUGGUCGAAGCGGGCUGCGGAACGUUGAUAUCCGCCAAGAAGCACUGCGUGGCCGCUUUGUCUCUCACGGAUAGGUCGGGAUCUUCAAUCGCACCGGUCAACUACGUGUAUCCUGAUGCGUUGAAAAACGUGGAGAUUCCAGUAGCUAAUGUCACUGUGAGAAUAUUGGAAAAUCAGUUGCCUGGAAAACUGUCCAACUAUCCGGAUUUCAAGCUAGUGCUGUCGACGGAUAACAUAGCGCUGUUCGUUUGGCUGGAAGUGGGCGAUAUACGCGGACGCUUCUCCGAGAAUGGUUUUCACAUGUUCGAGGGGGAGAAGGAAAUUAUUUUCCACGCGCACGAGGCGAUCACGCCCGACCUGCUGAGGAAUAAUCUGAAGCUUACUACGUUGUCCAACAUUUACAGCACGCACGACAAUUAAGAUAAUUUCGACGAUUACGUUGUUAGAAGAACGGAAAAAUAUUUAUUAAUAUACAUUAAUAUGUAACAUAAAAACAGAUUAAUAACGAUUAUUAUCAAAUAUUACACUUUUACACUUUUGUCGAUAAACAUCGCGCAUGUAAAACUUUCUAUAAAAUUUAUAAGUAAUAAAAAUAUCUGAUGUCA
Ooceraea biroi (clonal raider ant) is the source of this 6590-nucleotide messenger RNA. It is a transcript of the gene beta-Man, whose product is annotated as beta-mannosidase. Gene Ontology annotation, biological process: carbohydrate metabolic process; glycoprotein catabolic process. Gene Ontology annotation, molecular function: beta-mannosidase activity. The record is from RefSeq and is a predicted model, not a curated record. Lineage: Eukaryota; Metazoa; Arthropoda; Insecta; Hymenoptera; Formicidae.